CUAGUGUUGUGAUUGGUGGUGGAGGUGGGUUUGGGUCUGGCGGUUUUUUGGCUUGAGAUGGAGGCAACAUACGCUGAGUCAAUGAUAUGGGUCAGGUGGUAUUUCUGGUGGUGGUGUUCGUGUUAUUGUAGUGGAUGUGACCGUUGGUGUGUUAAUUAAAAAGAAUAAGGAAUUUGAAAGAAAAAAAAAUAAAAAAAAAUAUAUUAAAUUCAAUUUCUUUAUGAUAAAUGUAAAAUAUAGUAAAAAUGAAUUAGGGAAGUAAAAUCUAGUUAGUUAUGUUACUAUAUAGUAAUUAUUUAUGCAUUUUAGUUAACAAAUGUGUGUGGGUAUCAACAAGUGACCCACAAUAUAAAUACAAAUUUAUAAAGUGAUUAUAAUAUUCUCUUAUAGAAAUCAGCAUGUAACGGCUAUCGACUUGUGUCAGGUUUCCGGCAUCUGUUAUAGGGAUCUAAUUUCGAUGAUUUAAGAUCUACGAACAUGGCUAAACUUUUCUACUGAACUGAAAGAGCGGUCCAGCCUGAAGAAUAGUUUCUCCGAUUUUUCGAUUGUUUGUGUUCCUUGUUCGGAAAAUAUAUCGUCUGAUUCGUUAUAUAAGAUAUCAAGAUUUUUCAUAGGAAUUUGUAUUAUAUUGGUUGUUCUGUUCGGUUUACUUUUCAAAACUAUAUCAAGUUUGAUUAAUAGAAUAGCAUGAAAAAAAACUAUCAUGUACCUGUUGUAUUCAUGAUAUUUUGAGAGUUUGUUUCAAAUGUUGAAACGUGUCAAAACUGCUGUAUAAAAGUAGAAAGCAACUAAUUAUUAAAGGAAAUAUAUAUUUGGUAAGAUUUAUUUCAAGUUUUAAUUCUACUAAUUUGAAAUAGUUAUCCAUUUUUAAAAUGUUCACUGUCAUUAGUUCAUUGCCUUGUAUUAAGAGGAUUUUUAUUGGCUUAUGUGUAUUCAGUAAUUUGGACAUCCAAUCAAAAUCAUGUAUAUUGGAUUCUUGAUUAAACAAUUAUCGUCAGAAUAUUAAUUUUAUUCGCUUAACAUUUUAUAAAUACUACUUUAACAUCUGACUUCUGGUGUUUAAUUUAACACAUUGACAACAGCAAGAAAGAAACUGGAACAUCUAAUGGAAUAUCUUUUGCUAAUCUUGUCUUUUCUCAUCUUCUUCAUCUUCUCUCUUAAGCAUUUAGUUGGUAGAUGGAAGUGCAAGUUUAACUUACCUCCAACUCCGGCAUGGUCGCUGCCGGUAAUUGGACACCUUCACCUCCUCAAACCGCCGCUCCACCAAAUAUUACACUCUCUUUCUCAAUCUCUCGGCGGGGCUCCUAUAUUUCGCCUCCGCCUGGGCAACCGUGUUGCGUUUGUCGUCUCCUCCCUCUCCCUUGCUGAAGAAUGUUUUACCAAGAACGACAUCGCUUUGGCUGACCGACCAAAGUUCACUUUCGGGAGACUCGUUGAGUACAACUGCACCACUAUGGCCACUACAUCUUACGGUGAUCACUGGCGGAAUCUGCGUCGUAUAGGCGCAAUAGAGAUCUUCUCGUCCCAUAGACUUGAUAGCUUCUUAUCCAUCCGUAAGGAUGAGAUUCGACACUUGAUAUUGUGUCUCUCCAAGAACUCUUUGCAUGUGUUCGCAAAGGUGGAGCUGAGAUCAUUGUUUGGGAACUUCAACAUCAACAAUAUUCUCAGGAUGAUAGCAGGAAAACGAUUUUAUGGAGACGAAGCUGAGCAAGGUGAUGAAGCAAAACGCGUGAGGCAGUUGCUUGACGAAGCAGUAUCCAGUGCUGGUGUAGGUCACGCUUCUGACUAUGUUCCGUUCCUGCGUUGGUUUACUAGUUAUGAGAAAGGUGUCAAGAAGUUGGCGGUCCGGGUCGAUGAGUUUCUCCAAGGACUAUUGGAUGACAAACGUGCGCAAAAAGAAAAGGGUAACACUAUGAUUGAUCACUUGCUUUCUCUCCAGGAAACUGAACCUGAUUAUUAUACGGAUGUCACCGUCAAAGGACUCGUAGUGGUUAUGAUAUUCGCUGGAAAUGUGACACUAACAAGAACGUUAGAAUGGGCGAUGUUGAAUUUGUUGAACCAUCCAGAAGUUUUGAAAAAAGCCAAGACUGAAAUCGAUACCAAAAUUGGUUUAGACCGGUUAAUAGAUGAACCGGAUGCUAAAAAUCUCCCUUACCUCCAAUGUAUCAUAUCAGAGAUUUUUCGGCUUUACCCGGCGGCUCCAUUGCUUGCUCCACAUAGGGCGACUGAGGAUUGUAUUAUUGGAGGCUACGACUUCCCUCGUGGCACAACUUUAAUCGCUAACGUAUGGGCCAUUCACCGAGACCCGAAUAUAUGGGAAGAGCCGGAAAAGUUCAAGCCAGAGAGGUUCGAGAGGAAAGGGGGAGAUCAAACGUUAAUGCCAUUUGGGAUGGGACGACGAGCUUGUCCCGGGUCCGGUCUAGCUCAGCGGGUAGUGAAUUUGGCUCUGGGAUCGAUGAUUCAAUGUUUUGAUUGGGAGAGAAUUGGAGAAGAAUUUGUUGACAUUAGUGAAGCAACCACAAUGCGUCCAGCUACACCUUUGCUAGCCAUGUGUAGAGCUCGUCCGUUAGUUCAUAAGAUUCUCAACGCUCCUUUUGAAACGUAACUCCCAUUUCCUUGUUUUUAUAUCUAUUUAUGUAUGUUUGAACAAAAAAAAAAUAUCUAUCUAUGUUAUCUUUGCAUGUAACUCAUUUUUUCUGUCUUUUCUUUUUUAUUGUCUGUGUCAUUUUUAUUUAUUUUAUUCCUUAUCUGGUUAGAGGAUAAAUGAUAAAAAACUAAAAACAUAAAUUUAUGUAACACCGGUUUGAAUCCUCAACGAUUGAUAUUUUUUUACAAAAAACUAAAAAAUACACCCUCAGGCCUCAACGAUGAUAAUUGUUAUGGUGACAGAUAGAGAUCCAAAAUGAUUGAUAUUUUUUUACAAAAAAAUGAUAGUGAAUUGGAAGAAAUAGUGGUGGUAGAUAAGUGAAGAGGAAGAAGUUUGGGCAAGUAUUAACCGGGAAGAAGGGAUAAUAUAGUGUAUAUUGUAGUAAUAAUUGAGGGUGUAUUUUUUUAAGUUAAAUACCUAAUUACAUUUUAUUCCAUGGCUAGUGAGGCCAAUUUCUUUAACAAAAAUUCGAAUAAAGAAAAAGAAAUGUAUCAUAUGCCAAAAGAAACCAAACCAUUUCAAUUUCACGGGACAAAAGAAGAAGACUUGAAUAGUCAACUCGAGUCUCAGAAGAAGAGUAGCUAUGGAGGUACAGAUUCAUCGGAGACUCAGGUUUUCUCGCAGUUGAAGAUCUCCCAAGCAAGAUAAAGAAGGGAGGGUAACCACCUUAACCGGCUUUCACUCAAUUUUCCGUCUCCAUACCGGUUCGUGUUCAAAUAUGAGACCGGAUAUCCAUCUAUCGGUUUGAAUGUAUAUAUGCAUUUUAGAUUAAAGAAUUUAUUUAUUUAUAAA
Messenger RNA from Brassica napus (rape), 3439 nucleotides. Its product is annotated as cytochrome P450 81D11-like. Gene Ontology annotation, molecular function: monooxygenase activity; heme binding; iron ion binding. The record is from RefSeq and is a predicted model, not a curated record. Lineage: Eukaryota; Viridiplantae; Streptophyta; Magnoliopsida; Brassicales; Brassicaceae. The transcript has 3 exons. The coding region runs from base 1106 to 2605 and encodes 499 amino acids.